This is a messenger RNA of Colossoma macropomum (tambaqui), 1278 nucleotides long. RefSeq lists its product as uncharacterized. Lineage: Eukaryota; Metazoa; Chordata; Actinopteri; Characiformes; Serrasalmidae. The transcript is spliced from 7 exons. The coding region runs from base 66 to 1109 and encodes 347 amino acids. Gene Ontology annotation, biological process: response to bacterium. The record is from RefSeq and is a predicted model, not a curated record.
GUACAGAGUGACGCACAGACUUCAGCUACAUCUCGAGAGGUUAUCAUUGUCCUUCACAAACUGAAAUGCAUUACUUGAAGAGUUUGGCCAUGACUCGAUUUUGUCUACUUCUUCUGCUGCCAACAGCAUUAGGUGGUACCUCAAAGUUAGACAUUGUCUCCCUAAGUGGACAGAAGUAUGUUCACCAUGGAGAAAACAUCAGUCUGAAUUGCUCUUUUUCAUCCUCUGAAGCUUCAACGACUGCAUGGCUCAAACAGACUCCAGGGGAAAAGCCUCUUCUCAUCGCCUCUGCUUAUUAUUCCAGACCAGCUGCAUAUUAUAAUGGCUUUGACAAGAGUGGCCGCUUUAAUGUGUUCAAAGAAAAAGACAGUUUUAAUCUGAGGAUCUCAAAUGCAGAACCAUCUGAUUCAGCAACAUAUUACUGUUCUGUUACAUAUUAUGCAGAUACUGCAUUAGCAGACUGGACUGUUUUAGUGCUCAAAGGUUCAUCUACAAGUCUCUCUGCUGUUCUCCAGCCUCCUGUAUCAGAUCCUGUUGGACUAGGAGGAGAUACAACUUUGCAGUGUUCAAUACUCACAGAUACGUCUGCAGGAGAACACAGUGUGUACUGGUUCAGACAUGGAUCAGGAGAAUCUCAUCCAGGAAUCAUCUACAUUCAUCCACACAGCAGAGAUGAGUGUAAGAAAAGCUCUGAGACUGAUUCUCCUACACAGAGCUGUGUCUACAAACUCCCCAAGAGAAACCUCAGCCUCUCUGAUGCUGGAACUUACUACUGUGCUGUGCUCAUGUGUGGAGAGAUCAUCUUUGGGAACGGAACUAACCUGGACAUUGUAGUGAACAGUGGUUUGUACCCAACCAUUUGGGCUUUAGCAGCAUCAAACAUUCUAUCUGUAGCUGUGACUUUAUUUAUGUGCAGAAAAUCACACAUCUGUCAACAUAAAGAUGCUGCUGAAGGUCACAGUGUUCAUAUAGGCCAGGCUGCAUGCAAUGAAGCUUUGUACUUUGCUGCAGGGAAUGUCGGCAAUGAAGCAUUAUCCUUCAGAGGGACUAGAAAGGUGUCUAAAGACUCUGAAGUGUGCUCCCAGGUCAUAUAUUACCAACAAAACUGAACUUUCUAAGGCUAACAAAAAUCCCUUCCCUUUGUUACUUAGGGAAUUUUGCUGACUGACCGGUAACAAGCUUAAUACAUUUCUUAUGAUGUCACAUUUUCUAGUUAACUGAGUAAAGUACUAUUUUAAAAUGUAUUUUUUAUUUUCAUUUACUGUAAAAAGGAAUUAU